AUGGAUGCUAAUCAGUCACCCCUGAGCACCUCCGACACUACCUCCUGCUUCACGCCGUAUCCCGCAGACUCCCGGAAACGGAAGCGGUCUCUAGCUGGCUCCCAGCCCCCUCGUGAAUAUGGAUUGAUGCGAGACUCUGGCGAGCAUGGCGUUGCUCGUUUCGUAGGCAGCGGCAGCGGCAUUCACUAUAUACGCGCGGUGUAUCUGCGGCUUGCCCGCAAGUCGGCUUCCAGGACUACCCAAACCAACACGGCUGCCGUGAACACCUUGGUCCCAGGAGAAGACGAUCAGCUCAGGCAAUCUCCUUCAGACAACUUCGAUACUAGGAAGCCGAUCUGGAAGCCCAACGAGGUUUCAUCUAUCCCAUUGGCCGACUCCCAUUCACCUAGCUUCGAAUCCUUGAUUGACUGGUCCAAGAGCUUUUUCGAAUCCUGGCACCCCGUCUUGCCAUUCCUCCAUGGCCCAGAUGUCCUCCACAUAUUCGAAGAGGCCUCUUCCAAAGGGGUGGCGUCUCUAUCUGUAUUGGACUAUAACAUCCUGAGAUCGGUACUGUCUAUUUCGCUAGCAGACAGCCGCCAAGGAACGCCCUUAUCAACACCCAUCCCCUCCCAUCUCGUCUUCCAAAGUGUCGAAGAAGCUGUGACCAGCUCUCAAUUCGCUCUCAGCCAACCAGCAUCAAUCCGAGCAACACAGGCAGCCCUCUCCAUCCAGCUCUUUCUUACAUCCAUGCUAUACCUCAACGCCGCUUCCCGACUAGGCGGCUUGAUUGUUCGAAUGGCGUUCCACCUCGGGCUCCAUCGAUGCCCGGCACGCUUUGGCUUCUUCGGUCCAGAGGACGCGUCCAUCAGGCGCCGGGUAUUGUGGUGCAUCUACAUACUGGAAAGGUUUCUCUGUCAGUCUCUGGGACUCCCAUUAGACAUCCGAGACGACGACCUCGACGUCUGCUACCCAGGAGAGGAGCGCCACGGCGCCCCAGGAGCAAACAAUGAUGGAGUUGAAAGGCUCCAGCUUCUUACGCUUCUAGCAAAACACGCUCGAAUACGCGGUUUGAUAUUGGAACUGCGGAACAAGUCUGUUCAGCAGCGACAAGACACUGCGGACAAAACAGCCGUUGUUCAAAUUGAGUUGGCUAGAUGGGCCAACGAGAUCCAAGACGUCGAGGAGGAGGAAGAAGAGGAACUUGAUGCCGUGGAGGAAUCCGAUAAGCCGGGCCAUCGCCCCAAAUUAUCCCCCAGCCAUCGCCUCAUGCUCUUGGUUCUGAAGCACGAGUCCACGAUAUGCUUGAACCGCCCCGCGCUGGCCUCUGAGCCCUCUCUGCCCUCAUACUCCUCUGCUUUCCAGUCUUGCAUUUCCGCGGCAAAGUCCAUCUGUAGUAUUUUCAAUCGCCACAAAAGGAAGUAUAAAUUGGCAAACGGCGAGUCUGGAAAGCGGCUCAGCCUGCCUUUACUUUGGCCUUCAUUCACCUGGUCGAUAUGGAUCAGCGCUUUUGUUCUCCUGCACGCGACCUUUGAGAAUCAGGUUCCACUGAGCAGGGCGAUGAGGUAA
Messenger RNA from Clonostachys byssicola, 1545 nucleotides. The record is from the annotation of a GenBank genome assembly. NCBI's taxonomy places the organism in Eukaryota, Fungi, Ascomycota, Sordariomycetes, Hypocreales, Bionectriaceae.